Messenger RNA from Pararge aegeria (speckled wood butterfly), 3288 nucleotides. It is a transcript of the gene mus81, whose product is annotated as crossover junction endonuclease MUS81. Gene Ontology annotation, molecular function: DNA binding; 3'-flap endonuclease activity; crossover junction DNA endonuclease activity. The transcript is spliced from 3 exons. The record is from RefSeq and is a predicted model, not a curated record. Gene Ontology annotation, cellular component: Holliday junction resolvase complex; nucleus. Gene Ontology annotation, biological process: mitotic intra-S DNA damage checkpoint signaling; double-strand break repair via break-induced replication; DNA catabolic process. NCBI's taxonomy places the organism in Eukaryota, Metazoa, Arthropoda, Insecta, Lepidoptera, Nymphalidae. Bases 150 to 2030 code for a protein of 626 amino acids.
UUUAUCGAAAAUGACAGCACAACAAUAACAAAUUCUCCAUAGAAUUUCAAUUUAUAGUAUUGUUUUAUAGUAUUUAAUCAUGUUAUAUUUAUGUUUUAUUUGAAUGUGGAAGUAUUUUUAAGAUUGAUUCCGAUAUCCAAGAUUAUAAGAUGAGUGUCGUUAACGGCAAAAGAAUAACAUUCAAGCGCGUUAGACCUAAUCCUCUUUUUAACGACUGGUUAGAAGAAUUACAUGAAGAAGCAAAACAGAAAGGUAGUAAGCUUGAAUCUAUGUUAAGGGAAGCUCUAUCUUCCAUAUCGAAAUACCCUUUACCUUUACAGUCUGGUGCCGAAUGUGCUAUCCUAAAAGGAUUCGACAAACGUUUGUGUCUGUUUAUUGAUAAACGUUUGGAUGUAUACAAAAAGUUACAUGGUAAUACCUCUUCACAAUCUUCAAUAAAGUCUGUAUCUGACGACGAUGAUGACUUGGACCUGGAUAGGAAUACGCAAUCUACACUUGAAAGUUGUAGUAAUCCAAGUAUAUCUUCAAACCUCUCUCCAAUAAGUGAUCAGACCAAAUCAAACAAUCUGACAAAUAAAAAUGAUAAGAAAACAAGAAAUAUUCCGGUAUAUAGGUCUGGCAGUUAUGCUUUACUAAUGGGCCUUGCAGAUUUAAAGAAAAAACAAACUAUGAGCAAAGGACAAUUAACCAUUGCAGCUCAAAAAUACAGUGAGGGUGAUAUUGGUGGUGAGUGGAAGAAUAUGACUAAACUAAUAAAAAAAGGUUUAGUUAAUAAGUCUAUUGAGAAUAGAACACCUCGGUUUUGCUUAACAGAAGAAGGUUUUGCUGUUGUGAAGGAACUUAAUAGACAUACACAGAAAAGUGUAAAUGAUGUUGUCUCUCGUAUCAAUCAAGGAGAUUGUAAUGAACUCGUGGACAAUAAAAGUAAAAGUGAAAUCAAUGACUUGCUUUAUGAUGAAAAUAAAUGUUUAACAGAAGAAGCCAAAGACUUACUGCAUGAUAAUAGAGAUAAAAUCAAAGUUAAUGACAAUGUUUAUGAUGAUAAUAAAUGCCCAAGUAAAGUUAAAGUUAUUAAUGGUACAGAAACUAAUUCCACACAUGUUGAUACCAUAAAACAUGACCAUGCAACUUCAAUAAAUAGUACUAGAUCUGUUGAACUUAAUAAUUGUAAUAAAAUUGAAGAUAUUGACUAUAGCAGUUUAAUAGAAAUGGAAGCAGGGUCUUUUGACAUUAUAUUGCUUAUAGAUAUACAUGAAACUAGUGGGUUAACAAAAAAGAAUGACCCAACAGUCACACAAUUUAAUAAAUACCCAGAACUGAAGCAUGAAUAUAGAAGUUUGAAAGUUGGUGACUUCACAUGGAUAGCUCGUGACAAGAAAAAUAAAGACUUGGAAUUGGUAUUACCCUAUGUUGUUGAACGUAAAAGAAUGGAUGACUUGGGUCAUAGUAUAAAAGAUGGAAGGUUUCACGAACAGAAAUUUAGGCUUAGGAAAUGUGGUUUAUAUCAUGUAAUUUAUAUGGUCGAGAAUCAUGGCAGUAGCAAGCAUGUGGGAUUGCCCAUGCAGUCUUUAAUGCAAGCUUUAGCUAACACAAGAGUCCAAGAUGGGUUUAAAGUGCAUGUAACUGAGUCCUUGGGCCAUUCAGUGAGUUUUUUAGCAACAAUGACUUUAAGGCUGAUGUAUGAAUAUAAGGAUAAGAGAUUAAAGGGACGCAAUGGGGAACCAAAAGCUGACAUACUUAUGACAUUUGAACAUUUUAGUAAAUCGUCUGUAAAGAACAGAGCAUUGUCUGUCACAGAAACAUUUAUAAAGCUACUUUUACAGCUAAAAGGUAUGUCUGUGGAGAAGGCUUUGACUAUAACCAAUGUGUUUAAAACUCCAAGAUUGUUAAUAGAGAAAUAUCAGAGUUGCGAUCAGAAAGAAGGCGAAAUAUUACUUGCUAAUUUAAGAUUUGGUGAGCUAAACCGAAGUGUAGGGCCCACUGUUAGCAAAUCUGUGUAUCAACUAUUUACGUUGAGAAAUAUGAAGUAGAUUCUAGCUGUCGAUCGCUGCUUCGUCCGCGAUUGUAUAAAUUCUAAGUUUUUCUAUGCAUAAAUUUGUCCAGAUCGGUUGAAAGGUUGAGUCUCAGAAAUGUAUUUUUUUACCUUAACGCGGCUUAGCCUUUCGAUCGAUUUUGACGACGUUUUCAGGCGGAAGGAUGUACCUAAUAUAUAUUUCAUCACACUUUCUCGUAACGACCUUAUUACAUCGAUAUAAGGCUCAUAAUCCAAGAUGACACACGUAUUUUGUUUCUCAUUAGCGCACUUGUGUUUUAUUUAUGACGUGCCGAUUAAGUUAAGUUUGCAUCUAACUGGAAGUUAAGGUAUGAAGAUGGAUCGGACCGGUGGUAGAGUCACACAAACAUACAUACUUGACGUUUCAAAAGUGCUUAUAAAGUAGGCCUACUUGAAAUAAAUGAAUUUGAAUUUUUGAUCGUUUUAAUUUUAUAACCGGGUAAUACAGAUUCUUUUUUUAAUAGCAACAAAGAGUUUUUUUGCGGCUAAAAAUAGUACGUCUUAAAUCGUCUCGCUUUUUGUUCGAAAAUUCGUUUUUAGAUUAGGUAUUAAUACUUUUAAGCGCCCAGUUUAAUAGUGCAAUAAUAUCCCCCAACCCGCCAGCAAUAAUAAUCGCGGCACGAAUUUAGAGUGAAUAAACUGUUUCCACCAAAAUCAAGAGAGCCUACGAAACUUAAAUAUUGUGGGAACAGAAAAAAAGGUUCAGUUAUUUUCUGAGAUGUAUUUAAAAGUUAAGUCUGUUUCUCCUCGUGAAAGUGUGAUGAAAAUCGUUGUAUGAAACGCGUAUGGUACAUUACUUAUUGCACUCUCGGCUUCCUUAACGCCCGAAUACCGCCUCGACUGUAAAAUGCAAUGUAUCCGUAAAUGUUAUUUAUUGUACAAUAUCUAUAUCAAGUAGGAAUUUUGUAAAUUAUGUAGGCACAUGUAUUAUUAUUAAGUUAUAAGUAAGGCACUGUAUUAGUAAAGAAUUCUAACUGUAAAAGAUCAUGAAUUAUUUAUUAUUUAUUAGAAAGUUGUUUUACGCCAUUGAGUUAUUUUAAAAGAGAAGACACAGCCUAGCGCUGCGGCUUCUCUGCGCUGCAACUUAGGUAUAAGUUAGGUAAGUAAGUAUUUAAUUAGGUAUUGUAUGCUAGUUGUUAAGCGCACGGAAACUUGUCAAUGAACAAAAUGAAAACAAGUUAAAUUUAAUAUCCAGUUCUUCCGUUCAUAUUGGAUAGAAGCAGGCGAUACUUUGU